Molecule: messenger RNA, 2657 nt
Organism: Dendroctonus ponderosae (mountain pine beetle)
Lineage: Eukaryota; Metazoa; Arthropoda; Insecta; Coleoptera; Curculionidae
Exons: 6
Coding region: 202-1842 (546 amino acids)
Source: RefSeq, a predicted model, not a curated record
ACUUUCAUUGCGCGUAAGCGGUAAAAAUACCAAUACGAGCGUCGCAGCAGGGGAGGAUUUUGUUUAAACAUAAUCGGGAUUGAAGUCACAGUGUAGUUCUGCUUAGCCAACGCGGGGAUAUUAUAUUACAUUUUCAAUUUUCUUUUCACUAUAUUGUUUCUUAUCGAUCUAAUUAAUGUUUGUAGUGAUUAUGUUGAUACCAUGGGCGCUAACCAGCAGGAAAUAUACUUGCUUUUGAAAGAUAUAUACGAGUAUCUUAAUAGAAAUAUAGAGGAAAUUGCCGCGACGCCUGAAGAUAGACAGUUAGCUGAAGAGUUGAUUAAAAGAUCUAAGAGCAAAUUACAAAUUAUUGCAUUAACCAAAAACAAGUUGACAAGAAAUCCUACCCUCAAAACUGAAAAUGAAUCAUGUGUUAGAAUAUCAAAGAUCACUGUGGACGAAAAUCCACCGCUUCCAUCGAAUAGAAAACGAUUACGAUUUCGGAUACAAAGAUCCACUUUCAAAUCAAUAUGUCCGUUUAAGAAUCAACCUGCAAAAGAGUUACCAAAGGGAAUAAAACAGGGUACAUUAUCGAUGCAUAGGAAAGUAUUUUCAAUUGAUCGACUGUCCAAAGUAUUUGGUGUAGUUCACGGAAACUGGUUGCUCUUGUAUUGGACCGAGAAAAACGUAAAACCUUUCCGUGCAUUAGAUUUGGAACUUUACGAGGCAAGGGAAGACCGCAAUGAUGCGAACAGUACGAUGUCGUUUACGGUUUUUUCACCAACGAUGUCAAAUAAAGAAUACAAUUUUCUUGCGAUAACACACAAGGACAUGCUGCAAUGGGUUGCCAUUAUAAAUGAAACCCAUGAAAGACUUCUGAAGAUAAAUACACAGACUGGAGAACAUAAUUAUGAAGAUUUAAGGUACUUUGAAGUAACGGAACAGGAAGGAAUUUACAGCGAAAUCAAUAACAAAUCAAUGCCAGCCUAUGAAGAUUUAGAUGAGAUAAUGAAUACUCCCCCCAAACUUCCUGCAAAAUCAGCCAAUCUUGUGCAGUCUGCCAAAAUUGAUUACAACGAUCAAGAAAUUUCCAACAGCGAGCUCAAAUCUAAAGCAACAGAAUUAUGUGAAGAAUUGGAGCAGCCCUAUGACGACGUCGUACUUGACGAACUUAAUGAGAGCAUAAUUGCAAAAAAUAAUUUUGUUGACUGUUCGCAACCUAAUUGUACUAUAUCCGCUAUUGAAGGAAAUAAAAAUAAUCAGCGUCAAUCUUCUAAUGCAGAUCGGGACAACUCCGCAUUAAAAACCCAACAAAUGAAUGAAAAUGGGUUUGAAACAGAUGAAAGCUAUAUCGAGAUUAAUUCAAUCAAUUGCGAAGUUAUAGGCAUGAACGUACAAGAAUUGGGGGCAAAAGAUAUUGACAACGACUAUUCUAUAACUUCAUCUCCUUUACCAGAAAAAGAAACGUCCGGGAACCACGAAAGUAGAGAUGAAAAGGUCGGAGGAGAACCAAAUAGGAGCCAAAUCAACAAAGCUUGGAAUAAUUUAAAGAGAAACGCUCAAAAUAAAUAUCUGAAAAGUCCUCAUCUAGAUAAAGGUAAAACUUUUCCCAAGGAAAAUAGUUCUAACCGAACUAACACAAGGGGUGUGACUGAUAAAGCUCUGACACCACAUCACACAAGUAACAUAGUGCAAAUAAUUAGAAAGAAAUUUGUGCCAAAAGAGUAUUCCGGUUGUUCCUUAGGAACCUUUUCGCGCAACUCAAAAUUGGAAACAUUUCAAGCUCGCCCGCAAAGUAAUUGCAAUGAAGCGAAUAAUGUGAAAUACUUGUGUAACACUACAGCUAGCAAGUCUAAUGAAUAACAAGAAGAAGCUUUCUCGCUAUUACGAGCGCGCAAAAAGUGACCAAAAGACACUGACAAAUUAAUAGCGCUUUGAAAAUAUUAUCUAACCUGGCAACAAGUAAAGGAGUUUACAGAUAUGUAUAUGCAUUGGGUGGACGAAGAAAGCGUGACUUUAAUAUGUGCUUAAUUUAAAACGACAUUAGGAUAAUUGUAUAAUCGAAGGUGUCCUUUUUUAGGACUAGCCAUCAAGAUAAUUGCAGGCUGGCCUGGAUUAUCUGUCUAGUCCGGCAAAUAUUACCAAGUGUCUGGAAUAUUGGACAUUUAUGUCGAUCUUCAACUUUUUUAAAUUUAACUCCGGGAUCUUCUAGAUGUAAAACAAGUCCAGUCUUAAAAUCAAAAUUUCGUUUCGUAUAGCGUAAGGGACGACAUAAGUUCUAUAUUUCGAAUGGGACACUCUGUAUAUUAUCGUAAUUUUCUGUUGAAUAUUGGUUUGUGACCAUUUUAUGCUUAACAAUUUAUAGGGCUACGUAGGCUUUGUUUAAAAAUUACUAUUUAAUAAUAUUAAAUAAAAUUUUUAAUUAUCUUCAAAACAGGUCUGCCAUAAAAUAUGUAUUAUUACUAUUUAACGUUUGUGAAUUAGCUUUGUACAGAGUAAUUUAGCCUAUUUUAUGUAAAGUGGCUUAUGACAUAUUUUCCAAUAUACAUAAUUCCAAUUAUAUUCUGUAUAUUAGGAUAUCCAAGGUUACCAAGCGUGUAGAUGGUUGAAAAUGGCACAAUAGAUUUUUAGUUGUUUCAAAUCAGAAAGCUGAUCGGUAAAUAAACAAAUUAAUAUUG